Aspergillus ibericus CBS 121593 is the source of this 932-nucleotide messenger RNA. RefSeq names its product aminoacyl-tRNA hydrolase. Bases 14 to 799 code for a protein of 261 amino acids. Gene Ontology annotation, molecular function: peptidyl-tRNA hydrolase activity. The record is from RefSeq and is a predicted model, not a curated record. The transcript has a single exon. NCBI's taxonomy places the organism in Eukaryota, Fungi, Ascomycota, Eurotiomycetes, Eurotiales, Aspergillaceae.
CCCUUCUCUCUCAAUGUCCCCCGCCACCCCCCCCUCCCCAACAACACUCACCCUCAAAACCCCGCGCCGCUUCCUCUUCAUCGCCUCGAUCGGCAACCCCCGACCCUAUCGCCAAACGCGCCACAGCGCCGGCCACAUCCUGCUGGAAGCGCUGACGCCGCUGCUCCCCGCCCGGGCACCCCUCAUCUCCUCCCUGGCCCAGUCCUCCAAUGGCCCCCUCUUCUACAAAACCUGGCACAGCCCAUCAUACAUGAACGAAUCGGGGCCCAAACUCCUCCGUCAAUUCCAGACCUGGCUGUCCGCGACCCAAUCCGAUACUUUCAAGAAUCUCGUUCAGCGCGGACAUGUCCGCGCCAUUGCGACAGCACCCGAGCAUCAACAUUCCACUGCGAUUCCCGAGUGGCAGGUCCGGGGCGUGGAUCCGGUGUCUCUAAGACAGUUCUCGCCGACCUUGGUCAUUCUGCAUGAUGAGUUGGAGGCGCCGUUGGGGAAGGUCCGCGUGAAGAGGGGCGGGCCGGAGAAGGCUAGUUUGAGGGGUCAUCGGGGAUUGAUCAGUGCGUUUGAGAGUUUGAGAGGGAAGGGACUGUAUCCGCCGAAGAAGGGGGCCGCGGUGGGUGACUUGUCGGUGUUGCGCAUCGGGGUGGGGAUUGGGAGGCCCGAGACGAGGAAUCGUGGGGAUGUGGCGGAUUAUGUUCUCAAGGAGAUGAGUCCGGCCGAGUUGGCGGCUGUCAGGGCGGCGGCGGUGCCGGUGUUGGAGGUGUUGGCUGAUGAGCUGUAUUGGGAGGGCAAGGAGGAAUGAUUGGAUUUGAGGUGGCUUUGUGAUACCCCUGUUACUACUAGAUUUUGAUUCCUCAUAGAGAUAGAUAGAUGGUCGACGCGGUUCUAAGGAUCAUAGAUGGAAUGCCCAACAAUUGUAAUUUAACAAUGAGUCA